Molecule: messenger RNA, 2271 nt
Organism: Medioppia subpectinata
Lineage: Eukaryota; Metazoa; Arthropoda; Arachnida; Sarcoptiformes; Oppiidae
Source: the annotation of a GenBank genome assembly
AUGAAGGGUCGACGAGAUCUCAUUAAAAGCGAUGGAAAAUCAAAUUGGGUUUACGGCGACACAUCUCUUACUGACACAUAUGGAUUAGAAAUGGUUAGCAAUACCGAUACGAUGGACACUACCGACGAAUCUGACCAGAAAAUCAUGUCAGUGCCUGUGAUGUGGCACAACGAUAGGCCCACUCGUCGACCCCGAGAGCGGCCAACAAUUCCCAGAAGACAUUCCACCAGAAGUACUGUCGCACCGAAGAGAAGACCACUGAAAAUGUCGACAAGAUAUCCGAGACACAAACCGACCGUCGAUUCUGAGGUAUGGAAUUGGGAUCAGAAGAAACCGGAAGCGAAUAAGCCGUUGAGUCAUCGCGAAGUGAUUAAAUACCCGGAGAACGGCGUCGGGGGUAAUAACGCGGGACAGUUUGGGGGCAACGCGUGGGGAGGAGUGGGCGAUAACAAUGGAAACGGUGGGGCGAGUAUUGGCGGCGAUUCCGGUAAUGGACACGGAGGUAGAGAAGGGGAUUGGAGUGGUGUUGGAGGCAAUAAUUUGGGCGAUUUUGGAGGAAACGCAUGGUUUGAGGGUGGAGUGGGUGUUAAUAACGGAAAUGGUGGCGGAAAUGUGCUUGAUAAUUCAGGGAACGGUAGGGGCAAUACUGGCAGUUGGAAUGGCAUUGGAGGCAAUAAUAACGGUAAUAAUAUCGGUAACGCAAAGGGAGGUAUUGGCGAUAACAACGGUGUGGGCGGCGCUAACAUUGGGAGUCACGCGGGAAACGGUUUGGGAGGUGUCGGCGAAAAUAACGGCAUCGGAGGAAAUGGACAGUGGACUCGACCCGAGGCUAGCAAUAUAGGCAACGCUAUCGGAGGCAUCGGUACUCUAAACGGGAACGGAGGCGUCAAUAUUGGUUCAAAUUCUGGCAACGGUGUCGGCGGAUCCGGCAAUUGGAAUGGUGUGGGCGGUAAUGGGAUGGAGGAGUUCAGUGGCAAUUCAAUCGGAGGCAUGGGCUCAGCCAACGGCAAUGGGGGCGCCAAUGUUGGCGAAUGGUCGGGCAAUGGGUUUGGCGGCCAUGGUGAAUUUAAUGGAGUGGGAGGCAACAGUGGUGGCGCCAAUUCGAGCAAUUCAUUGGGAGGUUUUGGUGAUAUGAACGGCAAUGGGGGCGGAAAUGUUGGCUCCAGUUCUGGCAAUGGUUUCGGUGGGUUAGGCAUCACUAAUGGCAUCGGAGGUAAUAACGGCUCAGAAAACUCGUUUAACGGAAGGGGUGGAAAGGGAACUAAUAAUGGAAACGGCGGCGGAAAUGUUGGCACCAAUUCUGGCAAUGGUUUGGGAGGUAUCGGCAAUAAUAAUGGAAAGGGUGGCAAUAAUAGCGGACAAAACUCUGGCAAUGGUUUUGGAGGAGAGGGCACUCAUAAUGGGAACGGCGGACAUAAUAUUGGCAUCAAUUCUGGUAACGGAAUCGGAGGAUCACAUAACAAUUAUACUAUUUUGGUUUAUAUUCAUUGUAUUGACGCAAAUGAAAGCAAAUCCAAUGACGCGGACAAACCAUUAGAGAUGGCAAAAGUAAGUGCAGCCAAACUGGACGGACAGAUAUCUGUGUUGAGGAAGAGUGACAUCAAAUCUAAGGUUAAAGUGGAUGUAAACGGAAACAAAUGGAUUUACGACGAGAACAGUGGCGAGUGGUUGCACUUUAGCGACGAUAUUGACUCGAGUCAGGACUCCGACAACUCUAUGAUCGGCGCAAUGAAUGGCUUCAAUGGACUCGCGGACGACAAUCACGAGGACGAGGAGUUUGACGAACCCUUUCCCGACAUAUUCUCAUCGCUAUUCCACCUGAAGAAUAAGCCAUCGGAAGGCCCACAGCCUAAUGGCUUCAUUUACGGCCCACAAUACCCAUCAAAUUACCCGCAAAGCUAUCCAAACUCUGCUCAACAACACCCGUCUCUUUCAAACUCUAAUAAUAAUAAUAAUAACAUCAAUAAUGCAAACGAAGAGGAAUAUCACGGAUCGGUAAGAGAUGUCAUUUACGGACCAAUGCCUGCGCCGACGUCUGGCGUCGGGACCUUCGAGGAGGAGCUUAACGAUAACGAUGAGAAUGCGUUGACGUCGUGGCAACAUCUCAACAAUAUUUCUCAAUACUUUCCCAUUCCCGGCGGUCCGGGGUAUCCAUCUUUGCCGGGAUAUACGGGACAACCUUACGGCCAACGCCCGGUGCCCUCCGCCAGGCCUUUCAGACCGGGCCGUAGGCGAGAGCUGACGACCGCCGCAACUGAAAGUCCUGACGAA